This is a messenger RNA of Periophthalmus magnuspinnatus, 738 nucleotides long. RefSeq names its product plasminogen receptor, C-terminal lysine transmembrane protein (gene plgrkt). The record is from RefSeq and is a predicted model, not a curated record. NCBI's taxonomy places the organism in Eukaryota, Metazoa, Chordata, Actinopteri, Gobiiformes, Gobiidae. Gene Ontology annotation, biological process: positive regulation of plasminogen activation. The transcript is spliced from 5 exons. Gene Ontology annotation, cellular component: plasma membrane. The coding region runs from base 199 to 648 and encodes 149 amino acids.
UGUGUGUGUGUGUGUGUGUGUGUGUGUGUGUGUGUGUGUGUGUUUAACCCUGUGCAGUCGUGUAUCUUACAUGUGCAUGUGUUUAGGAGACGUCCUUGAAUUACCCUGCGUUCACAAACCUGAAUUGUCGUUAGCCUCUUGUCGUUAGCCUAUUGCUCCAAGUAGACUUCACUUUUUUGGAGAGUGACUUGAGACAUCAUGGGGUUCCUGCUCUCCAAGUCUAUGGAUGCAAGCCUUCAAAAGCAGCAAGAGUUCAUGCUCCAUAAUGCCCGGCUACAGAUGGAGCGUCAGAUCAUGAUGCAAAACCAGAUGAGAGAGCGGCAGAUGGCGAUGCAGAUUGCCUGGUCCAGAGAGUUUCUCAAAUACUUUGGCACUUUCUUUAGUGUGGCCUCGUUAGGCCUCUGUGUUGGUGCCAUAAAGAGAAGAAAACCAGGGCUCUUAGGUCCCAUUGUUCCUCUUGGUUUCAUCUUUGCUUAUCAGCUUGACAUGGCCUAUGGAACAUUUGUUCAUCGGAUGAGAGAGGAGGCUGAAAGCAUCAUGUCAUCUGAGGGCGAUCGUUUGGAUUUGCCUCUUGGGAUUCCAACCUUUGACAGCAUAGAGAAAGCUCGCCGUGCCAAAAACACACUCACCUCCUUUUUGGAGAAAUGAUGUUUGUUUGUAGUUUUACUUCUUUUUGGAAAUGUCAUGUGUUGCUGAAUACAAAUUUGCACUAAUUGUAAAACAGAACAUUGCACUAUA